AUGCACGCAUCGCCUACACGCAAGAAUAUGACCACAGGCAAACGGACGCUGGGACAGUCGUCGAAGCUCUUUGGGCAAGAAGGCGGCUCAUCGAAUCCUGCACAGCUCUUUAAGGACGCUGGCCCGUCUCAAUCUCCUGUCAAAGCUCUGGGCGACCGCAACGCUGCCAAGACGCCUGGUCCGUCCAGGAUGGGACCGAGCAAGCAGAAUGCGUCUCUUCGCAAAGGGAAAGGGGCCUCUGGGAGCAACAAUGAAUCGUCUCCCUCCAAGAAAGGUUCGUCCGAGCUGAGCCCUCGCAAAGCCAGCACGUCGAAUGCGCUCCGCUCUCUCAACGGCAAGCAACGCCAAACCACCGAUCUGCCGUUCACCAAGCCGAACCAAUCCUCGAGCAACGGUGAAGAUGCCCCGGCGACUGUGAUGAAGACACCUGCCCCCUCGCAGCUCGGCAACGCAAGGACGAUGAGCCGUCAGAACAGCUUUGUCACUCCAGCCGCCAACACGGGACGCGCAGGCCAGAUCAAGGCGCGUAUGGGCGAAAUCAUGGACGCCGAGAUGGGCCUCUCGUUGCAGAAGGGGGACAAGGCCACGGAGCAGGUCACCGAGCCACCAGCGGUGCAGCUGACCGAGGAGGAAAUGUACCCCGAGAUCGAGUACAUGCCGCCCAGCUUGCAUGCAAAACACCCGGUGUUCGAGUUUCCAGAUGAACUCGACGAUCUACCCAGGGCAAAGGAGCUGGGUGCACAGCUGUCCAAAUUCACUGCGACCGGGUUCCAGACUGCUGGGCCCGACGACCUGAGCGACGUCGAGGUCCUGCCUAUGGAGCUCGGUAGCGAUCAGCUUGUAGCGCCAAACGCAGCCGAAGAGAGCGAAGACGACGACCCGUGGCCAGACGUUGUAGUGGCGGAGAAGAUCGACGUCAAGCCGCAGCUGCAUAUAAUGAGCAAGGUGGUCAAGGCGGCUCCGGCUGCGCCGCGUGCUGCAAUGGCAGCUCGACCUUUGGCAGUGGGAACUGGCCGCACUGCCGCCAGCGCACUGAGCGCACGCACUUCCACCGUUCAGCGAGCGAACGGCGUCGCUGGCAGCAAGCCAUCUGCAGGCGCGGGCACGCGCAUCGUGCAAAGCAAAACAGCGAGCCAGCCAGUCGCACGAUCCACGGGUCUGCAGCGAUCCAUCGCAACCGCACCGGGCAGUCGAGCAUUGUCGUCGACAGCUGCUACCGCAACGCGGACUGCCACUACAGCCAGGCCUCCCCCUUCCGCUGCGGCGAACCGUGCCGUCGGUGCUGGCACUACGAACAGAACCGGUGCGACUCAAGGCGACACCGCAAAGGGGCAACUCGAGGCUCAGCCGGCUGGACAGCCUUUGGCUCGGAAGAAAGCCGCGACGACAUUGAACCCCAAGUUGGUCGACUUCGUCAAUGAUGAUCUAGGCAAGCAGACGGCAGCAGCGCUCGACCGCUUGGAUGCAGACGACGACCUCGAAUCACUCCAGCUGGAUCUGGGCGAGGCUCCUGAGCAAGACGUGUAG
Pseudozyma hubeiensis SY62 is the source of this 1527-nucleotide messenger RNA. RefSeq lists its product as hypothetical. The coding region runs from base 1 to 1527 and encodes 508 amino acids. NCBI's taxonomy places the organism in Eukaryota, Fungi, Basidiomycota, Ustilaginomycetes, Ustilaginales, Ustilaginaceae. The transcript has a single exon. The record is from RefSeq and is a predicted model, not a curated record.